Molecule: messenger RNA, 3698 nt
Organism: Larimichthys crocea (large yellow croaker)
Lineage: Eukaryota; Metazoa; Chordata; Actinopteri; Sciaenidae
Gene: mat2aa
Product: methionine adenosyltransferase 2Aa
Exons: 9
Coding region: 279-1469 (396 amino acids)
Biological process (GO): S-adenosylmethionine biosynthetic process
Molecular function (GO): methionine adenosyltransferase activity; ATP binding
Source: RefSeq, a predicted model, not a curated record
CCCACUUGCACCACAUGGUCUGAGCUCAACAACAACAUUGGACAGCAGAGGAGAUGACUCGAGAGAGGGCUGAGGAAAUUGUUCAACCAGAUAAAUCCAGCUAUCCGAGCCAGGCGACACUUCACCAGAAGCAGCGUGGUCUCUUUAUUUUUUAUGAGCAGCAGCAGGAGGUGGAAACAAAAACAAAACAAACCCGUCCGCCUUGUAAACUCUGUAAGAAGUAGCAGCAGCUCUGUAGCUAAACAGCUAGCCUCUUAGCUCACGGCGUGACAACAAAGAUGAACGGCCAUCUGAACGGUUUCCAUAACAACUCAUUCAUUGAUGAAGACUGCUUCCUCUUCACCUCGGAGUCGGUCGGAGAAGGACACCCCGAUAAGAUUUGUGACCAAAUCAGUGAUGCCGUGCUGGACGCACACCUCAGUCAAGACCCUGACGCCAAAGUAGCAUGUGAGACUGUUGCUAAGACGGGGAUGAUCCUCCUGGCGGGGGAGAUCACCUCCAGGGCCAACGUUGACUACCAGAAGGUUGUCAGGGACACGGUCAAACACAUAGGCUAUGACGACUCCUCCAAAGGCUUUGACUAUAAAACCUGCAAUGUGCUGGUAGCUUUGGAGCAGCAGUCCCCUGACAUCGCUCAGGGCGUCCACCUUGAUCGAAAAGAGGAGGACGUGGGAGCCGGCGACCAGGGUUUGAUGUUUGGGUAUGCCACUGAUGAGACCGAGGAGUGUAUGCCGCUCACUAUUGUCCUGGCUCACAAGCUCAAUGCCAAGAUGGCUGAGCUACGCCGAAAUGGAACGCUCCCGUGGCUCCGACCCGAUUCCAAAACUCAGGUGACUGUUGAAUACAGGCAGGAUCGAGGCGCCAUGGUGCCGUUGCGUGUCCACACGGUCGUGGUCUCUGUGCAGCACGAUGAGGGUAUAAGUCUGGACGAAAUGCGCUGCUGUCUGAAGGAGCAGGUGGUGAAAGCUGUGGUUCCCAGUGGGUACCUCGACGAUAAAACCAUAUACCACCUUCAGCCCAGUGGCCGCUUUGUCAUUGGCGGACCACAGGGUGACGCUGGUCUGACUGGGCGUAAGAUCAUUGUCGAUACCUACGGGGGUUGGGGUGCCCAUGGAGGCGGAGCUUUUUCUGGGAAGGACUACACAAAGGUAGAUCGCUCUGCUGCUUAUGCUGCCCGCUGGGUGGCCAAAUCUCUGGUGAAAGCUGGGCUCUGCAAGCGUGUGAUGGUCCAGGUAUCUUAUGCGAUUGGAGUCGCCCAUCCACUCUCUGUCUCCAUCUUUGACUACGGGACCUCCCAGAAGAGCGAGAAGGAGCUGCUGGAAAUCGUGAUGAAGAACUUUGACCUCCGUCCAGGAGUUAUCGUGAGGGAUCUUGACCUGAAGAAGCCGAUCUACCAGCGAACAGCAGCUUAUGGUCACUUUGGUCGUGAAGACUUUUCAUGGGAGGUGCCCAAAAAGCUGAAAUACUGAGCCCCUUCCUCUAAUCUCCCAGCGGGCAUUUAGGUGUACCACAGAUAAACGUGUGUUUUGUCUACCUACGUCCUCCCUUCCUCUUCCUCCUUUACCCCUCUUCCUCCUCACACACGCACAGUCACGUCACCGCAGCCUCUACUACAUGAAAAGAUGCCCUCUCCUCACCUAUUAGUAUUGUUUACAUCUCCGAGAGAGACCAAUAGUUUAUCAAAUGCCAAGAUGAAGACAUGUUGGGGAAAUUGUGCGCACAGAUUUGAGCAGUGCUGUCAGCGUUUAUUCAUCUUUGUCCUGCCAGCCCACCUCGUUGUUUCUCUCGUAUUAUUAACAGUCAUCUUGUUUUCUGACACCACUAGUCAAAAGUGUACUAACUUGUAUUGUGAGUAUUAUUGACCGUUUAUAUUUAAACCAUAUUUAUUGCAGUAAUCCAGAAGGAACAGAUCGGUAUUAACCAAGUAAUGAUGUGAUUGUAAAGAAGUGUCUCAUUCCUUAGCUUUUAAAAUCAGAGGUUUAGUUGAAGACGUGAUCAGUUGUUGGCGUUCUCUGUUGCUUUUUUAUUCAGUGGCAUUUUGUUGAGUUAAUGGAAGUUUAGCAUUGAAAAAACACGAGCUCUCUUCCCAUUACAGCCCUCGCCCUCUAAUUUUAUUUUAUUAUUUUUUACAUUUUAAGGCACAAAUGGGGUCAAACACUUGUCUUGACCCUAACUACUAAUAUCUUUCAUGUGUGCUGUCCCUUCAGGCCAUUGUUUUUCUGACGUUUUACAGAGAAGUCAGAAGCUGCUAAUGACUUUGUGGUUAUGUUGGGCUGCGCCAUGAAAUCACUCCCCCCCCUUUUUUUUUCUUUUUUUUUAGGUAAUUUAUUCUGUUGGUUUAAAUGUCAUGUGAUUUUUCCAAAUGAUGAUGAUGAAUGUGUCAAUGUUCUACUGACCAAGAUAAAGUCGAGGGUACAGCACUCACCCCUGCCUGAGAGUGACUCUGGGUGUAACUACAGAGAAACCCAGGCUCAGUCGCCUCUCUGGGCAGGGGCUGCCUUUAUCACAUGGCCACACCUUACUUGAACUCAUUUGACUAAUUGUGGCACCAAACAAUUGGACCAGCAAUGAACGAUUUGUGCCACAAGUUUUUGUAUAUUUAAAAAAACCUGUUUUCCACUCACAUGUUCAGUCUUACCUGCACAUGAUGUGAAAGGUGGAAGAAGAUGAAGAGCAGAGCCAUAGGCAGAUGAAGAAAAGAGAUGAGAGGCAGCACACAAUCAGCUUAGUGAAUGUAAGACGUGGUAUUACCGCAAGCGUCUUCUCAGAAGAGUUAGUUUUGUACAGAUGAGAACGUGGGAUCCAAUAUGUUACUUAAUGCUUGUGGAUUUUGAAUCUAUCACUGGACUUGCACAGCACAUUAAUUAAGAGAGUUACCAAAAAUGGAAAAGGCUUGUGUCACGUGUGAAGUAGUUUCCAAAUGCGUAAAUGUCUUGUUGCUGAAGCUUUUCUUCUUUAUUUAUUUUAUUUGUUUUUUUAAAACCAUACCACAUUGGAUGUCAUAAGUCUGAUUUCUCCUGAUUAGUACACUUGAAAUAAUCCGAGUUUGUCAUGGUUGCCCCUCUCCUUGUCCUUUUUUAAAGAGUUUCCAUGCAUAAAAUGCUGUGGGACACCCUGAGUACACACUAUAUGUCUUGACUUUGAGGCUAAGCCAGCUGUAAGCCUGAGUGAGGUUGAUAUCCAGUGUUGUUUUUUUCCACCACAGUAUAUAUACCUGGUGUGUCCAAAAAUGUCUUCAUUAUGUAGCUAGGUGGCACUGUGUCCCCACCUCAGACUGGAGCCAGAGAGCUCAGUCUGUCUCUCCAUCCUCCAGUAGAAUGAUUCAGCCGACCAAAGAUUCCUUUGAAUCCUUUAGCUCAUCCACAGACGACUCAAAUGAUUGGUUGGUGUUGUACAGAGAAACCAGCCUGUUUACAUGGUCUCCUGUGGAGGGGGUUUAGGAGCAUUCAUUGUCUGUUAAAUCAUUUUGAAAUGAUAAGACGCGAGUCUGUCAGUGCGGUUCCUGAAUGUGUAAAAGUGCCUUUUCUCAUUAUCUGCAAUGUCCCCCCCACGCCCUGCCCCCAAAUAUCUCACUCCGUCCUUUACGAACCUUUCCCUGAAGUUUAUCAAAAUGUCCGUCCUCAGUAAUUCCCACUGUGGAGUCUGAUUUGUUGUUCACUUUCUGUUUUAAACCCUUCAAAUAAACACUCUACCUUGUG